Messenger RNA from Linnemannia hyalina, 717 nucleotides. Lineage: Eukaryota; Fungi; Mortierellomycota; Mortierellomycetes; Mortierellales; Mortierellaceae. The record is from the annotation of a GenBank genome assembly.
AUGGAGAAUCAAAACAGGCCAGAACUCAGUCUCUACAGCAGAUUGCCAGAGAACGUCAGCAUCACCGCCGGACUCGAUGUUGAACUGGGCGCAGAGGCAGCAGGAUCCUCAAAACAACAACCCUUCAUUCCAGGAUACGUCGAGAAUUCUGUCGUAGACGGCUUCGAGGCCGACAAAGUGUUCUCCCAAAAAGUCAAGAACAAGGUCUUCAACCUCGACAACCCUAGUAAAACCGUCGCGGAUGCCAAGGAGGCUCAACGUAGACGAAAACGUGCCAACAAGGCUAAAGUCCUUACCGCCAAGGAGAAACGCCAGCUCAACGUCUACGAUAUCCCAUUGGCUUCACGGAAAUAUGAGCUGUUUGAGCCGUUGCAUCAGUUGUGGAAGGGAUACGUUGAGGAACUGUUUGGAACCUCCAAUCCUCUGGCAUUCACUCAAAAGUUGCUCAAGGCCGAUUUCCAUGGCGCCAUCAUCACAGUCGCGCGGUCAAAAUGCCCAACGUUUAUUGGGGUCAGCGGGAUCGUUGCGCAGGAGACUGAGAACGUGUUCAAGAUCAUCACACCCAACAACGCCCUGCGUGUAGUACCCAAGGUGAACAGUGUGUUUACGAUCCACAUCAAGAAUUCACUGUUUACACUCCACGGGAACCAGUUCCGCUACCGGGCGUCGCAGCGAAGUUCCAAAAAAUUCAAAUCACGACCCACCAUCGACCUCUAA